AUGAAGAUGGGAAAAUACAGCGAAUACUUUAUCGUAUUCGAGAAUAUGCUGAUCUGUAAGACGUGUAACUGGGCGAUUCCGAAGCCGAAAGAUUGCACCACAUCAUCGUUGCGUCACCAUCUGAAAAAGAAACAUCCGGAACUGUACAGUUCGUUCAAGGAUAAGGAUGAACGCACGAAAACCGAAAGAACGCUGGCCGCCGAAAGGGCGGUAGCGUUAGCGCAUGGUCUACAGCGGACCUGUAAAUCCGAACCGGAGACCGGCCCAGGAUCAUCAUCCACUCAACCACAGCAACCGUACGUGAGCAGCUGUCCGCCAAUUCCGCAAACGCAAUUGAACGUGGGAUGGGAUCCGGAUCGAGAUCAUAUGCUCCUUGUGGACAGAGCCAUUACGCAAAUGAUGUGUACGGCUGUGUUGCCGCCAUCGUUCCUGGAUAAUCCCGGAUUCCGGAAUCUAAUUGCCGUCACCGCACCUCGAUUUCGAUUAAAAUCACGGGAAUUCUUCACGACAAGUGCUUUGGGGAAUUUAUACGAGGAAUACUAUUCGAAGAUCAAAACAAUGCUGGAUACGGCCCCAUUCGUAAGCUUUUCCAGUGAUGUUCGGUAUUUGUCGGAAGGAAAAGGUUCGUUGGUGGUGAUCACCGCGUACUUCAUUGACGAUGAUAUGAUGCCUCGUUUUGUGGUUGUGGCCGUGUCUCUUGUUCCUGGAAUUCCAUGCGCUGACGAUGUACGAGCAUUGUUCUCGAAAAUGUUGAAUUUGUAUGACGUCAAGGAAGAGAAACUUCACGUUCAUGUGGAACAUUCACCAACGUCGGAUGCUGCCACCAUGAAUGGCAUCAAACGUGUGAAUGGAUUCGCUUAUAAACUACAAGAGGCGGUUGAAGAUGGCCUGUCGAUGUUGCUGGGUGAAAAUGACGAAUUAUUAGUUCGUCUGAAAGAAAUCUAUCAAAUAUGGUGGAAACAUGAUCCGACGAAGCACAUGCGUGACUGUACCCGACUAUGUCAUCAAAGUAGCCAUGGAAAUCAAAUAAAGAAAAUCGACAUGUGCUGGAAUUGCUUGUAUCAAAUGUUGAGUCGUUUGGAUGAGGAGAAAAACACACUUUCGUUUGUGUUGGUAGAAAAUCCCCACUUCGCUGACAUUAAGGGAACGGAAUGGGAACUCGUGCGAGAGAUCAUCGACUUCCUGAAACCACUGGAUUUCGCCCUGGGUCUCGUCAAACACCGAUUUUUUACACCAAUCUCCGUUGUUAUUCCACUCUACAAAGUAAUAUUACGUCAGUUGAAAGAGGAUAAAACCUGUAUGAAAGCAGUAAAGGAAGCGAUUUGCAAAAAAUUGUCAACACUGAUGGAAGGAUGUGAAUUGCAAGAAGAGUUAUUCCUAGCCACCUAUGUGGAUCCACGAUUCCGUGGUGCCUAUUUUACAGCGGACAAACGACAAGGAUUUUUGGAGAAAAUUGAGGAGAUGGCAUUUCUUCCCGUGUUGAAACCAGUAGAAGUGGUCGAACAACAACGUUUCGAGGAUUUUUCGAAUCCUUUCAUUGCGUUUCGGAAACACGAACCACAAGAGUCGGCAAAUAAUUCGAAGUUAGAAGCGGGCACUAAAGCUUUGGCGGAACUCGAAGACUACCUAUCACAGGAUCCCGCUUUCACUGUGGAUCCAUACGAAUAUUGGCGAAAUGAUGUGAAUUCCGCCAAAUAUCCAUUGAUUAAAAAAUUAGCAUUGAAAUAUCUAUCAGCGCCGGGGAUCUCAAUCGAUUGUCAAUCGAUUUUCUCACAACUCGAAUGUAUUACCAGUGAAUUGCGGAACAACUGGGAAUCGGAGGAUUUGGAAAAGUUGUUAUUUCUUCAUCAUAAUAUUUUGAUCUAUGGAUUCUGA
Molecule: messenger RNA, 1875 nt
Organism: Necator americanus (New World hookworm)
Lineage: Eukaryota; Metazoa; Nematoda; Chromadorea; Rhabditida; Ancylostomatidae
Exons: 5
Coding region: 1-1875 (624 amino acids)
Biological process (GO): regulation of transcription by RNA polymerase II
Cellular component (GO): nucleus
Molecular function (GO): protein dimerization activity
Source: RefSeq, a predicted model, not a curated record